Dreissena polymorpha is the source of this 2456-nucleotide messenger RNA. RefSeq names its product NADPH oxidase 5-like. Gene Ontology annotation, molecular function: calcium ion binding; superoxide-generating NAD(P)H oxidase activity. NCBI's taxonomy places the organism in Eukaryota, Metazoa, Mollusca, Bivalvia, Myida, Dreissenidae. The record is from RefSeq and is a predicted model, not a curated record. Gene Ontology annotation, cellular component: plasma membrane; NADPH oxidase complex. The transcript is spliced from 14 exons. The annotation marks the transcript as partial. Gene Ontology annotation, biological process: defense response; superoxide anion generation.
CAAAACAGCGACGAAGAUGCAAAAUGGCUGACCUGGCUUGAGAGCAAGUUUAAGGAAAUCGCAGGAGCGGAUGGUAAAAUUUACCAAGAAGAAUUUCAAAAGGCGCUUGGACUACGAAAGUCGUUUUUCACGGAACGUUUUUUCGAGCUCUUCGAUGUGGACGGAAGUGGUGACAUCAAACAGGAAGAUCUAAUUCUCGGAUUACGCAUGCUUCUGAAAGGAACUCAUGCACAGAAGCUUCAGUUCCUUUUUGAUGUCUACGAUGCCGAUGGAAGCGGAAGCAUAGACCGUGACGAAUUACUUAACGCCCUAAAGGCGUGCAUGGAAGAAAGCUCGCUAUCACUCUCUGAUGAAAACUUAGCAGAUCUUACUGACGCACUAUUUGACACCGCGGACGAAGAUAAGUCCGGUACGAUCACGUUUGAAGAUCUUCGAAACGAGAUUGAGAAACAUCCAGGCGUUAUAGAGAACCUUACAUUCAGUGUCGCACAAUGGCUACGACCACCUGACAAGAAGAACGAUGGUAAAAGUCGCUUUCGGUACUUCACAAUUGACUACUGCAAGAACAACCUCCGUAAAGUGGUCUACUUUUUGGUGUAUUGGAUUCUCAACGCGGUCCUCUUCGCCGUGGCGAUGUACCAGUAUCGGGAAUAUACCGUCUGGCUGAUGUUUGCGAGAGGUGGUGGCUUAUGCCUGAACUUCAAUUGUGCCUGGGUACUCGUACUGAUGCUGCGCAAGUGUAUCACCUUUCUGCGCAUGACAAAACUAUGUCACGUGCUUCCGUUCGACCAGCAUAUUCUGUUUCAUAGGAUGACGGGCUUUGCCAUAGCGUUCUUUGCAGUGGAACACACGUUUGCACAUAUUGGCAAUGCUGUGGCCAUCACGGUUGAUAACGCUGCUAAUGAAACCCAAGCUUGGGAGGUGCUGUUCACCACAGUUCUCGGCCAUGGGUUGGUCGAGGGCUCGGCCUAUAUAACUGGAUGGAUCCUGAUGAUCAUCUUGAUAGUCAUCGUCAUCUGUUCUCUUCCGUUCGUAAGACGCAGCGGUCAUUUUAAGGUAUUUUACUGGACGCACAUGCUGUACGUCCCCUUCUGGAUCUUACUAAUUAUACACUGCGAUAUAUUCUGGAUGUUCAUUGUUGGACCCGGGGUAAUCUUUCUUUUGGAGAAAGUUUCAAGAUCAAAACUUAUAAAAAUGGUGCGUUAUGGAGACACAUACAUCGAAGGUGUGAAUUUACUGUCCUCCGGUGUGACUCAUCUUGUUAUCUCACGACCAACCAACUUCCGGUAUCGACCAGGUGACUAUGUCUUCAUACAAAUACCGGAAAUAGCAAAGUUCGAGUGGCACCCUUUCACCAUCAGCUCGGCACCUGAAAUGGAAGGUCACAUAUGGUUGCACGUUCGAUCAGCAGGACAUUGGACACGGAAGCUGUAUGAAUACUUCGACAAGUACGACUGUUUUAUUGACGGCCCGUACGGUACGGGAACAAGAGAAGUAUUUGACACAGAACACGCCGUGUUGAUUGGUGCAGGUAUUGGUGUCACACCCAUGGCCUCGAUUCUGCAAAGUGUCUGGUACAGAUUCAGCGAAGAAAGACAGACGUGUCCGAACUGCGACCACGUGUGGUACCCGAUAGACGAGGAGGAGAUGGACAUGAACUUGAAAAAGUUGGACUUUGUAUGGAUAAACAGAGAUCAGAAAAGCUUCGAGUGGUUCCUCACACUGCUGACCAAGCUAGAGAUGGAGCAGAGCGAUCAUUGCGGGCCCCUGGAAAAGUGCAUCCAGAUGCACAUGUACAUGACCGCAGCACAGAAGAAAACCGACAUGAAAGGCAUCGGAUUACAGAUUGCGUUGGAUCUUAUGUACGAGAAAAACAACAGAGAUUUGAUCACGGGUCUUCGAACGAAAACAGAGCCAGGUCGGCCUAACUGGAAUAAAAUAUUCAAAGCCAUCAAGAACGAAAACAAAGGUAAGGUCAAAGUUUUCUUCUGUGGAGCGCCAGCACUUGGGAAAACAGUCAAAGAAGCCGCCGCGAAAUUUGGUUUUGCAUUCUCUAAGGAAAAUUUCUAAAACUCGAUAAUCAAAUUACUUCAUGUGUUCAUGUUUAAUCAAAUUUUGCGCUCAACCACUGUGUGAUUUUUAGAAUGCAAGUUUUAUUUUUAUCUGCAUGACGUUUAUAACAUUAAAUACGUGGCAAUCAUUUUGAAAUUUGAACAAUACCAACAUACCCUAUUGUUAACCGGCGAAUACUAAAUUAAGAGACCUUGCAUCAAAGUCUUAUGUAUCUGCAUAAGAAGUUCGUAAUGCAGAUCGUCGUAUGCACUUGAUCCGAAGUCGAUGUGUUUAUUGACCUGGGUACAACAAGGUGAAUUUGAACGCGAAGGGCCAUACUAGCCGUUUGUGAGGAACGUCAAUUAUGGUAAUUUGAGCACGGUUCGAUGUUAACAUGUGUAAAC